AUGUCGACGAUGGUGGACAUCUGGGUGAGCGAGGUGAGGAGGCUACAGGCGAAGCGCCGGCAGUCGGCGAGCCCGGCGGCGGAGGAGGAAGGUCACCAGAAGCAGCAACAACAGCAGCAGCAGCAGCAGCAGCAGCAGCAGCAGGCCCCCAGGCAGAAGCCAGUCCGGCGGACAACCCUCUCCGAGGCAACCGUCUGUAUGCUCAUGGACCGCUUCGCCCCCUGUUGA
Molecule: messenger RNA, 228 nt
Organism: Spirodela intermedia
Lineage: Eukaryota; Viridiplantae; Streptophyta; Magnoliopsida; Alismatales; Araceae
Source: the annotation of a GenBank genome assembly